Paecilomyces variotii is the source of this 14418-nucleotide messenger RNA. Its product is annotated as nonribosomal siderophore peptide synthase SidC. Gene Ontology annotation, molecular function: phosphopantetheine binding; catalytic activity. The transcript has 2 exons. Gene Ontology annotation, cellular component: cytoplasm. The record is from RefSeq and is a predicted model, not a curated record. NCBI's taxonomy places the organism in Eukaryota, Fungi, Ascomycota, Eurotiomycetes, Eurotiales, Thermoascaceae. The coding region runs from base 1 to 14418 and encodes 4805 amino acids. Gene Ontology annotation, biological process: secondary metabolite biosynthetic process; amino acid activation for nonribosomal peptide biosynthetic process.
AUGGGAGGUAAUACCUUGUCCCGUGAGGGGCAGCAAGCUCCCGCCCAACAGCACGAUCAACCCUCAGUACCUCUGCAGAACGGUCACGAUGGAAAUGUUGCCGGAGAUGCCAACAUUCUGCCUACGACGAAGGUACCUGCUCUGGAUACUAUCGACCAGUAUGCUCUCGAGACCCCUCUUUCCCGUCACUCUUCCCGGGUGAGCAGCUCCACGCGUCUGUCAUAUACCGCAGACAUUUCCAGCAUUGCGGACGACGUCGUAAAAGGCUAUGCGUCCUUUAUAUCCGAGUUUACUGGUCUCGAUGACCUUGCCUUCUCGAUCACAAGUACCGACAGUCCCUGGCAAACCGGUGCCAGGUGCGGGGUAAUCUGCGCGUCUUUUUCAAGACCAGAUUCUGAAGAAGCUGGUUCUUCAGACUCUCAGCUCCCGGAAAAGCUCCAGGAGCUCGAAUUUGCCUCCUAUAAUGAAGAUGAGAUCCAAUUUGCUUUGCUCUUAGCGUCUGGCGUUCGACCUGAGAAUGGCGAGCAGCAAGCGGACACUGGUUCUAAAGAUACAUUCGUUUUGGCAGUUCAGCCGGAGGAGACAAAGAACGAGUUGCAAAUUUCUAUCUCAUGCUCCGGACGAUUGAUUCCCGAAGGCUCACUCAACCAGAUAUUGAAGACGGUCAGCUCUUGCCUAGUGAGGGCAUCCAGUCACCUCCAGCUGCUAGCUUCUGAAGAUGAAAGCGCUUCUCCGGAGCUCUCGAUUAUCAACUACCCUCCUCUCAUGAAACCCCCACCAUUGGAACACGAACGUGAUGAGCCCAUUCCGGACUCUUCUCUGCUUCAUGGGGCCUUCGAGCGCUGGGCUCGCAGGGAUCCUGGAGCCGUGGCUCUAGAUUUCAUACAAUCACUUCCAUCAUCUACAUCCCCAGCGGAACAUAGCGUUCUCACAUAUGCCGCCCUAAACGCUGCCGCGACGAACUUGGCAGUUCAUCUCCGCGGGUUACUGUCACGCCAUGACUCAGUGGCGAACUGGCACCGCAUUAUUCCUGUAUACAUGUCGACUUCACCUGAACUGUAUAUUUCAUAUCUCGGCAUCCUGAAAGCUGGCUAUGCUUUCUCGCCAAUUCCGCAAGAUGCACCGGAUCAGCGAGUGCGGGAGAUAUUGGGAGACAUUGGCUCCCCUGUGAUCUUAGGCAGGACUCCUGAGCCUUCCUCGGGCCCAUGGUAUGAAAAUUUGGGACAUUGCAACAACGGAUCAAGGCCAGCUUGGAUUGAUGUGGCAGAGAUCACAAGAUGGAAAGAGCUGAGCCAAAUGUCUCUGACGGAGCUGCAAGCAAGAAGUCCUACCGAUCUCCCCCGAUCCUCUGAAUUUGGAGAAGACAGCGUUGCCUACCUCCUUUUCACGAGUGGUUCGACCGGUAAACCUAAGGGAGUGCAAGUUAGCCAUCUCUCAGCAACCUGUUCUAUCAACGCUCAUGCGACCUCUAUUCCUCUCCCUCGAGACCCAAAUGGGAGAUUCCGCUGGUUUCAAUUUGCCUCUCCGACAUUCGACCCAUCCCUGAUGGAGAUAUUUGUGACUCUCAGUUCGGGUGCUGCUCUCUGUUCAGCAUAUCGACAUCUCACUUUGACCGACCUCGAAACUACCGUAAAUGAAGCUAGGGCCACAGUGAUGAUGGCCACGCCAAGUUUGGCAGCGCUGCUGCGGCCCUCACGCCUUCAGACGCUCGAAUACCUUUGGACUAUGGGAGAGAAACUCAAUCGCACUGUUAUUGAGAAUUUCGCUUCCAAGGGGCUUCCUUCUGAUGUAACAGAUGAAAAGCGACCCUCGCGAAUGCUCGUUAACGCGUAUGGUCCAACAGAAGGUGCUAUUAACUGUACCUUCCUAGCUCCAGUUGAACGUUCAGUGCGUGGAUCGAUCAUCGGUGAAGCCUUGUCCACUUGUACAAUGCUCGUAUUAGAUCCCUAUUCUCGAGUGCCAAAGGCUGUCCCUGCGGGUAUGGCCGGUGAACUAGCUAUUGCAGGCCCUCAGGUCAGCAAGGGGUACUUGAACCGUCCGAAGGAGACGGCCAAGUCAUUCGUGCAUAGUUCAGAAUUUGGCCCGGUCUACCGAACUGGAGAUAUGGCCCGUAUCGUCUGGGAUGAGAAGGGUCGUCAGUUAUUCGAGUUCCUCGGCCGUAUUAGCUCCGAUCAAGUCAAGAUCAGUGGUCGAAGACUAGAGUUGGGAGAGAUAGAGUCUGUUCUCGCGACUGUCAACAAUGUUAAGGAAGUUGUAGCUGUGCUCUUGCAGAGAGAUCCAGCGCAGCAAGGAAGCGAGCAAAUUGUCGCUUGUAUUGUCCCAAGUGAGGAGACUGAGGCUGUCAAAGACCAAAUUCUCAAGGACGCUCACGAAAGUACCCAUAGGCAUCUGGCCUCGUACAUGUGCCCGUCGUCUUAUGCUUUCUACGACGCCCUACCUCGUUCAAGCUCUGGAAAGGUGGAUAGAAAGACUCUCUUGGCGAGGUUACAGCAAGCCCUGAAAGACGGAGUCAAGUUCGCAGCUGGAUCUGAGACCCCAGCUACAAACGAAGUGCAUAAUGAAGAUGAGCCCGAUGACUCCCAAGUCGAUGAUCUGGCAUUGCAGCAGCUUGUCUUCCAGUCUCUCGCUGACACUGCAAAUGAACCCCUGACCGCUAUCCAAUCUUCAGUCAGUCUUUAUUCUCUCGGCAUAGACAGUUUAGGAGCGAUGCGGUUCCUCCAGAGGCUGAGGGAUAAUGGCAUUGACGGCUUGUCAGUCAGUGAUGUGCUUCGCGCAGGAACCCCCGGAAGGCUGGUCUCCACGAUCUUUCAACAACGUCAGAAGAGCUCCAGUCAGCUGCCCAAUGGUUCCCAGUCAGCUGAGUUCCGCGUAGUGUCUCUUCAAGAGCAACUGCUGGCUUUUGACGAGCGAAACCGCCAACUUUGUGCAGAGAGACUACAUGUAGAUGCGCAGGCCAUUGAAAAGGUGCUACCAACUACAGCAACUCAAUCCGGUAUGCUGGCCAGCUUUAUUCGCAGUUCAUCAGAAGCAACACGUUCGAAGCGAUCAUAUAUCUACCACUCAGUCAUUCGCCUUGAAUCGGGUGUCGAUAUCGAACGGUUGAAAGCCGCCUGGAAUACUGUUAUAGCCAGCUAUGAUUCCUUCCGCACCGUUUUCUGCAUGUUGGAUGACGAGAUGGCGCCGUUCGCUCAGUGUAUUAUAGCACCUUCUUCUGCACCAAAAUCUCAAUGGAAGACAUACGGUGACUCCAAGCAGGAGAACUCCAGUGCAGGACCACUGGACACUGCUCUUCGCGAAAGUGAGGAGUCCAUCUCAUUAGAACGCCAUCCCUGGAAUAUCUCUCUGGUGGCAGGAACCAACCAGACGGCUGUUAUUUUGAGCAUGUUCCACGGUAUCUUCGAUGGUGGCUCUCUUCAACUUCUCCUAGAAGACGUUACUUCUGAAUAUCAGGGCAAUUCUCGCAGUCAUCGGACCUCUAUAGAGCAUAUUGUGAAGCACCAUUAUCUGGCCGAUCAGGAGGAGACGUUGAACUUCUGGAAGAGUCACCUGGAAAACUAUUCUCCUGUUCAAUUUCCUUCCGUCACACCUUAUAGACCAUCAUCUGCCAAGGGUGUCUCUGACGCGGUAGAGAUCACUGCUCGCACGAGCUAUGACUGCCUGCGAACGCAAUCGAAGAUCAUAGGCUCCACACCGCUCUCUGUACUUCAGGCUGCUUGGGGUUCGAUCCUUCUCGCCUACACUGGGUCUCAGGAACAAGAUAUCGUUUUCGGAAGUGUGGUGUCUGGUAGGCUUGACACUGAAUCCGAAGCAUGCGUUGGGCCCACCUUCACCACGGUGCCAUUUAGGCUUGCACCAGGUCGGGUGAGCAGUGGUCAAGGGAACGGCAGUCAUACAAACAAGACUCUUACCAACCACCUGGCUUCCUUGAAUGCGGAGACGUUGCCAUAUCUUCAGCCACGAUUGGGAUCGUUGAUCACUGCAGACGGCCGGCUACCUUAUGAUACCCUUCUGGCCUGGCAAGACUUCGGUGCCGGGACCCGUGCGAGCAGUCUCUGGACGUCCGUAGAGCAUCCACCUAUGGCGAACGAUUUCGCCGUCAUGGUCGAGGUGUGGCCUGACACGAAUGGCGCGCUGACCCUGCGAGCCACUUACAAUGAUAUACAGCUCGACAGGGCUGCUGCACAGCUGAUGCUUCAGCAGAUGAGCGAUAUCAUAGCUUUCAUCCUUGACUCUCCCGACGAAACCUUCGAACAUGGCCUUACCAGCACUAGCUCUAGCUUGAAGUCGUCCUGGAAUCCAGAGCCGGUGUACCUUGAGGAGCCGCUAAACAAGACUCUUCUGCAUACUCAAUUUGAAGAUCAUGCGAAGGAUCAUCCCGAAGAUGUCGCUUUGAUUUUCAAAGGAGACCUUGAACGCGACGACAGCCCUCUUAACAUCACAUGGACUUACAGUGAACUCAACCGCAGAGCUGAUGCUUUGGCGCACUACCUUGUCGACCGCUAUGGUUCAUUUGCCAACUCUCCCAUCCCUAUCUGUAUCACCAAGAGCCCAGCAAUGUAUGUCGCCAUUCUCGGAAUUCUCAAGGCAGGAAGUGCAUGGUGUCCCAUUGAUACCUUUUCUCCCGCGCAGCGUCGGCACGAUCUCAUUGCUCGCACUGGCGCAAGAAUACUUCUAGUCUCUAGCCCUGACGGAGAACAACCAAAGGAUGCCAUCCCGGACGGCGUCGACGUCGUAGAUAUCAGUGCCUUCGCCAACAGUACGCCAACUUACACAAAUGGGUUCACAGGCGAUGAUGCAGCCUCAAAGGCAGGUCCUAACGACAUGGCGUAUUUGAUCUGGACUAGCGGCACCACUGGCGCACCAAAGGGAGUUCCAAUCAAGCAUUCUGCGGCUGUUUCGAGUAUGAGAUCUCUUCAGAAAGAUAUUCCCGCGGACGUCCCGGGAGGCGUGCGUUGCUUGCAGUUCUCACAGUACACCUUUGACGUCUCAAUACAAGAUAUCUUCUACACUUGGGGCGUAGGAGGUGUUUUGAUAUCUGCCACUCGAGAAAUUAUGCUUGGAUCAUUCGCAAAGCUUGCCAAUACUACCCAGGCGACACAUGCACAUUUGACGCCUGCAUUCUCUGCCGGCAUUCCCCGAAAGAGCUGUGAAACUCUGAAAGUCAUCACCAUGAUCGGUGAGAAGCUCACCCAGCCUGUUGCUGAUGAUUGGGGUUACGACAUGCGAGCUUUCAACACCUAUGGUCCCGCCGAAGUCACUGUCGUCUCGACAGUCCGCGAGUUCGGCAACGAACACCGAAACCUCAAGAGUGCUAACAUCGGAUGGCCGCUGGAAACCGUUUCUGUCUUUGUGAUGAAAGAUCAGAAAGUCGUCAUGAAAAACGCAGUUGGUGAACUAGCGCUCGGGGGUCCACAGCUGUCUGAUGGAUAUCUCAAUCAGGAAGAGACGACAAAAAAAAGGUAUAUCUGGAACGAAGAGACCGGUCAGAGACUCUAUUACACGGGUGAUCUCGUUCGCAUGCUUUCUGAUGGCUCUCUGGAAUAUAUGACUCGUGUCGACGACCUGGUCAAGCUGGGCGGUAUCCGUGUUGAACUGAGCGAGAUCAGCUUCUCGCUUGGUGGUUGCCAUCCACUCGUCGAACAAGUCGAAACUAUGAUCCUCAGCCGCCCAGACCGACCAACAAAGGUAGUCGUUGCUUUCCUAUCUGCACCUGAGGCCGUCUCAGGCGAAGCUGGCGAUGGGCUCGUUCUUUCCAAUGACAAAGCAGUUGGCAUUGCUCGUGCUGCUAUCGACCAGGCACGAUCUGUUUUGCCAGACCACAUGCUUCCUUCGGUUUAUGUGGUUGUCAAGAACAUCCCCAAGACGCAGUCUGCAAAGAUCGACCGUGUUGCGCUUCAGAAAUCUUAUGCUUCAGUCGAUAUUGAAGCAUGGGAAAGCAAAGUCGACCCAUCUGUCAAUGGCGAGGUCCAACAGAAUGGAACUUCCGAAGAACAUGUCAUAGUCGAUAUUAUUUCUUCACUAGCUGGAAUCUCUGCCAAGGGUAUCAAGAAAUCGAACAGACUGGCGUCUCUCGGCAUCGAUUCGAUUCGCGCUAUCAGGCUUGCAUCCAGACUGAACCAGUCGGGUUAUCGAAUCUCCGUGAUAGACGUCCUCCAAUGCUUCACUGUGCAGGAUCUCAUCUCUCUCGCUACAGCGUCCUCUAAGAACCAGUCGUCAGCCAACCGUUUCAACAUUGACGAAUUCGAACAGAGAUGGCACGACUCUGUCAUGACCAAAGUCAGCGAGGACUUCUCCGUUGUUCGUGCAUCUCCUAUUCAGGAAGGUUUGCUUAGUGAGACAAUGGGAGUGUAUAAUAUGUAUUGGAGCAACCACUUCUUCUCACUUGAUAAAGACGUCGACUUAGGGCGACUGAAGCAGGCGUGGCUAUACUCCGCCCAAGAAAACCAGGCGCUGCGCGGAGGAUUCAUCCCGAUUGCUGAACUUGAAGUGGACAACGCUGCUGAAUUAGGCUUCUCGGUCUUGCAGCUGAUAUACAGCCAGCCAAGUCUAGACUGGAAGGUCUGUCAAUGCACGUCGGACGAUUCCCUGCAGGUCUUGCAGAAGAGGAUAAACGGUGUCAUGGCCAAGCACCAAGCAAACUAUUUCCGCUACCCGCCUUGGGCAGUGACAAUCUUAGAUAAAGAUGGCGAGAUGAUUAUGGUCUUCACAGUCCACCACUCAAUUCACGACGGCCCGUCACUUGAAUACAUUGCGGAAGAUGUGCGCUCAGCAUACAACAAUCCUAAUUUGACACCGCCCGUAAGGCACCAGCUGCUCGAUGCGCUCGCGAUUGUCCUCCCAAACUCAGACAAGGAUGCUGAGAAUCUUCACUUCUGGACAAGGGAGCUGGAAGAGUUCGCUGACCCAGAGGGACCGGCUUGGCCCGAUUUGACUGGAAAGAGAAAUGCAGCCGAUCCCUCUCGACGUCGUAGAUUCAUCGCAGAGGAAAUCACUCUUGGUGUUUCUGCGUCCAAGUUACAGUCUGCUGCAGUUCAAUUCGGCGUCUCUUCAAUUGCCUCCAUUAUUCGUGCAGCUUGGGGCUGUGUCUCAUUGAAUUACUUGGGAGCUCCAGCAACGGUAUUCGGCGAGACGCUGUCAGAUCGUGUUUUAGACUCGACUCUCCAAGAUGUCAUUGGGCCCUUAAUAUCAGUUGUGCCUGUUCCCUUCCGUCCCAGAGGCACCGUUCGGGAGUUCUUAGCUGAGCAGCAGCGGCUGUCGGCUGAAACGUGGAAGCAUCGUCAUAUCCAUGCUCGGACUGUCCAGAAGCUCCUGAUGCGCUCUAGAGGCCAGACAUUAUACCCUGGACUCUUCACCUUCCACCCUGUCUCCGAUGGUCGCGACACGAAGGCUGAUGGACCGUCCCUCUGGUCAGAGCUCGAGGAUCAGAUCGGUCUAGAUGUGGAACAUCCGAUGGCACUCAAUGUCACACAAAACGAUGCCGGUGAACUCAUUCUGAGUGCAUCUUCUGAGGAUGCGGUGAUGAGCUCCGAGCACUUGUCGUUAUUCGUCCGUCAAGUUGAUGCUCUCGUCAGUGUCAUGCUAUCUCAUCCGGAUGAGGAAGUUCUGGAGAUCGUCAACCACUUGCCUACCCACAUGCUGUCAAUAAGUAACCCCAAGAUCAGUCCAGAAGUCGCAGACUCAGUGACUAAGAGUCCUACCUUCUGGCUGGAGAAGUGGGCCGGAGAGCACCCGGAAUGGACCGCAGUAGAGAUCGCCAGUGAAAUCACAGAAGCCAAGGUCGAGAAGGAAUCUAUGAGCUUUGGUGAGCUGAAUGCUGCGGCUAACCGUGUCGCUGCAUAUAUUGCAGCAGCCGGCGUGAAGAAACGGAUGGUUGCACUCUGCUCUGGGCGCACUCUUGCUUCCUAUCCGAUCAUCGCGGGUAUCUUCAAAUCGGGCAAUACGUACCUCCCUAUCGACGAAGCACUUCCUGAUGACCGCAAGGCAUUCUUGAUCGAAGAUGGAAACUGUGCGUUUGUCUUCACCGAGUCUAGCCUUGUCGACACAUUCUCCGGUGCCCCUGAUAGCUGCAAGGUGAUUUGCAUUGACGAUCCAGCCUUCCAAAACACUCUAGAAGGUUAUUCCCCGGAGAAUUUUGAGUCCCAGGCAGAGCCAGACGAUAUCUCCUAUCUCCUUUACACAUCUGGUUCGACAGGCAAGCCCAAGGGUGUUCUGGUGACUAGAGGUAACCUCUCCUCAUUCGUGGAGAGUCAAUCAGAAUUCAUCUGUCGUCAUGCUCCGGCAACACUCAAGCUCGCUGGCGCUGGUAAAUAUCUGGCACUUGCCAGCAGAGCUUUCGAUGUCCAUCUUGCAGAGAUCUACCUCGCCUGGCGCCAUGGCUUGGCGACAGUAACGGGUCCCCGAUCGAUGCUGAUGGACGAUCUCCAUUUGGCUCUCACCAAGUUGGACAUUACCCAUGCUAGCUUUGUCCCGUCGCUCCUCGAUCAAGCCAACCUCAUCCCAGAUCAGUGUCCGAAGUUGAAGUAUCUGAGUGUGGGAGGUGAGAAGAUCUCAAAGAGAGUGGUCGACACAUGGGGCGCCUCCACCAGCGUGGCCCUGGUCAACGCCUAUGGACCAACAGAAGUGACUAUCGGCUGUAGCUCAGCACUUGUCACGCCAGAGACCAAUUUGAGGAAUAUAGGAAAGCCCCUCGGGUCUUGCGUAGCUCACGUGUUGAUUCCCGGGACUGAGAUUUAUGCUCUUCGUGGCCAAACAGGAGAGCUUUGUUUCACCGGAGAUCUGGUCGCAAGAGGCUAUCUCAACAGACCUGAUGCCAAGGGAUUUAUCGAUGACUUCCACGGCACUCGGCUCUACAGGACGGGUGAUAUCGUCCGCUUAAUGGCCGAUGACUCCAUCGAAUAUCUCGGUCGUGGCGAUGAUCAAACCAAAAUCAGAGGACAGCGACUGGAACUCGGAGAAGUCUCAGAAGUCAUCAGGUCCUCGUCCGAAGUCAAGCUCGAUGUUGUCACUAUGCUCGUCCAACAUCCAAGCCUCUCCAGAGUACAAUUAGGCUCGUUCAUCGCACGAGCAGAGGACAGGCCGCGUGGAAAAGGUCACACUGUUUCCUUCUUGGAGUCCGAGUUCCGGACAACAGGUCAAGAGCUUCGGUCCGCAUGUCAAAAGAAGCUCCCUGCGUAUAUGGUGCCCGAACUCGUUAUCCCCGUGAACUUUAUCCCGCUGGCACCAAUGUCUGGUAAGGCGGAUGUGAAACAACUCCAGGCUCUAUUGGCGGGAAUUCCGUUGUCGAAUCUCCUGCAGACAAAUGGCGGACCGUCACUAUCUUCUAAUACUGCACCGAGUCGUCCCCUGACCAGCAACGAAGAAGAGGUGGUCAAGGCAAUCCUAAGUGUCAUCUCCACGGAUGCCUCGAUUAUCAGUCAUGCAACGAACAUCUUUGAAAUCGGCCUCGACAGUUUGAGUGCUAUCAGUCUGUCGGUCAAGCUGAGGAACAUUGGCUAUGAAGCAACCGUCGCAUCCGUGAUGAGCAACCCCAUAGUUGAACAACUUGCUCAACUGCCUAGGUCUUCAGGUGCAGCGACCGAUGCCACAAGCGAGGAGACUCGAAACAGAUUCCGCGAAUUAGAAAUCUAUGUCCGUGAGAACCCUGCAGAUGGCGUCGAUGCAGCAACGAUAUUUGCUGUUAGACCCUGUCUCCCCCUCCAAGAGGGACUGGUGGCACGUUCCAUGAACAGCGAGGGUGUGCAGCUAUACGUCAACCACAUCAUGCUGGAGUUGUCCGGAAGCAUAAACUCGGACAGAUUGAAAAAUGCCUGGGAAGAAGCUGCAAAAGACAACGAAAUCCUUCGAACUGCAUUCGUCCCGACGCCGUCAGGCAUCGUUCAAAUGGUCCUCGCCAAAAGUGAAUACAAGUUACCUUGGGACGUAAAAGAAGUUGAUGACACAGAGCUGCCGUGGUUGAGCUCUCAAGAUCAACAAGAAGAACUCGCAAAGGAUAUCAUCAACCGUAUUUCCUCAAUCCCACCACUUCGUUUCCGGUUGGCAAAGUCCACAGGACCCCAGCAACGACUACUCCUGUCCAUCGCUAUCCACCACUCUCUUUAUGAUGGAGAGUCGCUUUCCAUGUUACUGGAUGAGGUUGCAGCGCGGUACAAAGAAAUCGAUGUCCCCAAGAGAGGUUCUGCUGCCGCUUUCGUGGAGUAUGUCCAUUCUCAAGACAUCGAAAGGUCCAAAGUCCAUUGGACACAGUUUCUUGAGGGCUGCGAUCCUACCACUUUCAGAGCCAGCCAAGACGAUGUAUUGGAGCAGCCAACAGUCGUGCAUCGAACUCUCGGGUUCAAGCUCUCUGCACUGGAAGCGCGCGCAUCAAGUCUGCGGACAACGGCACAAUCUCUGGUACAAGCAAUCUUUGCGCUACUCCUUGCGGACACUGUGGGCAAAGGAGAUGUCACGUAUGGAGCGGUCCUUUCAGGAAGAGCUGUCCCAGUUCCCGGAGCUGAUUCCGUGCUCCUCCCUUGUAUUACGACGGUGCCUGGUCGACUAAACACUGACGGUCUUACAACCGUCAAAGAGGUUAUAAAGGCCGUUCAGGAAUCAGCUGUGAAGUCGCUGGAAUACCAACACACCUCUUUGCGACUCAUACAACGCUGGGUUGAUUCUGAGAGGCCUCUUUUCGAUUGUCUCUUCUCGUACAUUCGGAGCACGAAGCCUCGGGAUCAUGGUCUAUGGAAAGAACUAGACAGCCAGAUGGCUGCUGACUAUCCUUUUGCUCUUGAAGUCGAAGCGGACAAUGCAAACGACCUCAUGUACACCCACUGUGGCUUCACCUCCGCGUUUGGCGCAUCACACAGCGCAGAGGACUUCCUGGAGAAAAUGGACGUCCUUAUCUCGAGCAUAAUCGAUGGUGCAGACGUUUCCUUGGACAACUUCAACUUGUCUGUAUCGAGACGAUCAGACGCAAUCACUAAGGAAUCCCGAUGGGACGAGGCGUCAUGGUCGGAGAUUGAUACGAAGAUCCGUGAGCUCGUCGCCAGCUUCUGUGGUCUAGGCCUAGAGACCGUUUCCAAGUCAGCUUCAUUCCUCAGUCUCGGUAUUGAUUCAGUUACCGCUAUUCAGUUUGCGCGCAAGCUGCGUGAAUGCGGGAUUCAGGUUUCAUCAGCUGAUAUCAUGCGUUUCUCUUGCGUCGGAGCGUUGUCUGCUCACAUUGAAGACACGCGUGCUGAAUCCAAGAUCAACAUCAAUGGCGUCACGGAGACGAAUGGUAUCAAGAGCCUUGAUGAAUACCGGGAUAAGAUACCUCUUCUAGCACCCGAAGAUUCUAUCUCGACCGUCUUUGAAUGCGCACCGCUACAAGCAGGCAUGAUCACUCAGACACUGGCUUCUUCCGGUGAAGUGUAUGUCCACCCGCACAUUGUCCAGCUUUCCGAUACGACAGAUAUUGAGAAGCUUCGACACGCCUACGCUGAAGUGGUCUCUUCAAAUGAUAUCCUGCGCACAUCAUUCCACUCUAUGCAGGAGCUUGGCUUCUCAUGGAUCGGCGCAGUCCACAGCUCCCCCCCUCUUCUAUGGGAGGAGAUUAACUUAUCUUCAGACCUCAAUAUCGCUGCUGAAGUGACGAGCCGUUUCCGGUUGCAAGAUGAAGCUUCCUUCCAAUCCCCACCGCUGCGCGCAUUUGUGCUUAAGACCGCGGACAAGAUAUACCUGGCUAUAGCCAUGCACCACGCGCUGUACGACGGUGUCUCGUUGCCGUACAUCUUCGAGGAUCUCGCAAGCAUCUACCAAGGAUCAGUACCUCCAGCAAGACCUCAGUUCACAGAGGUGGUCGGACAUAUCUUGGAAGGUCAAGAAGAAGCAUCCAGGUUCUGGACCCAGAGACUGCGUGGCUAUGAUGUCUUCGAAAUCCCACCGCUGCCCGAAACCGAAUCAUCAGAAAAGAUGUACCUCGCAGAACGGCGCGUCGACCUUGAUCUGUCGAUGAUCAUUGAAGCCUGCAAGAACCUGGAAGUUACCGUCCAGACAGUAUCUCUCCUGGCAUAUGCCAAAGUCCUAGCGUGCUUGACAGGUAAGCGAGACGUCGUUUUCGGACACGUCCUCGCCGGACGUUCUCUUCCUGUUACUGGAGGCGAAAGGACCAUCGGUCCAUUAUUCAACACUGUUGCGGAGCGCGUCACAUUAGAUCCCAAAUUCCUCAGCAACAAGGCAAUAGUGACUCGCCUGCAGCAACUAAACACCGAUGCCCAACAAUACCAGCACGCUUCUCUCCGCACCAUUCAAAGCUCCCUGCGCCAGUCUGAUGAUCUAAAGACUGCGUCCAUCUUCGACAAUCUGUUCGUCUUCCAGAAGACUGCCGACCUAGAGCCUGGAGUUCUCGACGAACAGCAAAUCUGGCAACCAUACGUGACAGAAGACACCGGCGCACAAGCUGAGCACAAACUGAACGUCGAAGUCGACCAUACUCGAGACGGCGUCAUAAUCCGAGCAUCUUGCAAAGGACAGUACAUAUCUCAGGAGACGCUCCGCUCUCUUCUCAGGGACUUCGAGCUCGCGUUCAAAGACAUCAUCGAACACCCAAAUCGCUGCGCAACGAUCAUUCCUGAGAAGCUCCAGCAGCUACCACUUCAACUGACCGACGGCAACAAGUCCACAGACGAGUCGACUCACCAGGAUCCCAACAUCCCCGCACACGAGGACACCGUCCGGCAAAUCCUGGCUGAAAUCGCAAGCGUGCCCCCAGGAGUCAUCACGCCCACCACCAGCAUCUUCAGCAUCGGACUGGACUCUAUCGCUGCAAUCCGCAUCGCUGCCACUUGUCGCGCCAAGGGCCUCAAGGCAGGCGUUGCUGAUAUUCUCCAAGGAAACACUCUUCGUGGCAUCAGCAUGCGCGUCUCAGACGAAGCCUCUUCGCCAUCCUCCCAGGAAGAGAGGAACAACGACUCAGCCAAGAAGACGAAGAAACCGCUCCUUCCCAACUACGAGCAGGUCCAGGAGACAGUGACGCGACAACUCGGCAUUCCUGCCGAUGCCAUCGAGACUAUACUCCCCUGUCUAAGCGGGCAGAUGUACCAUCUCGUCAGCUGGUUGAAAUCCGGCCGUACGCUCUUUGAACCGGCAUGGACGUAUUCCAGUCGUGAAAGACUAGAUGCGGACAAACUGAAGCAAGCAUGGUUCAAGCUCCGACAGAGACAUCCUAUCCUGCGCACAUGCUUCGCGGCUCUCUCGCCAGCUGACGCUGUCCAGGUUGUCUUGAAAGAAGCACAUCGCAACGGUAACGGGGAAGACGAAACGUUCGAAUUGAUCGAUGCCUCUUCCAAGGCCGUCGUCGAAGCAGCGCAAACUCAAGCAAGAGAAGAAGCGCUCCAUCCCUCCUCGCUAAAAACACCACCCGUACGACUCCGUCUCGUGAGGGCGUCUGAUCAAGAUGCAAUCCUCCUCCUCGUCAACCACGCCGCAUACGAUGCAUGGACCAUGCCUCAAUUCGUUAACGAACUCGCAGAGCUGUAUCAGAACCUCGAGCCAACUUCGAACCCGGACUUCCCAUCCUUCGUCGAAUACUCGAUCGAUUCUCUGCAGAGUCUUGAUCAGGAGAAAUACUGGAUCUCAGCCCUCGCAGACGGCACGCCUACAAUUCUCUCCAGUGAAACAGACCCGUCAGAUAAGCAGCAGCAGCAGCGACCAUCUCAACUCUUCGUCGGAGCCUGGGACACGAUCCACAAUGUCUCCAGCCUCGACAAGACUGUCCGUGCAGCAGGAAUGGGUCUCCAAACCAUCGUGCUUCUCGCGGUGGCCCGCACCCUCGCGCGCCACACCCAAACCGCGAACCCGACGUUUGGUCUCUACCAGACUGGUCGCUCGGCCUCGUUCACAGACAUCGAGCGCCUCUCUGGACCCUGUUUGAACGUCACACCUUUCACCGUAAAGAAUGCCCUCGAUGCACCAUCUGACUCACACGCAGGAGCGGAAGCGGAAGCAGAAAUAUGCAUCAAUGCAGCGCGCACUAUCCAAUCCACCCUCGCAGAGCGCGUCCCCUACGAGCAGUCGUCUCUACGAGAUAUCCUCCGCUGGACAGGCCACGGCAGUAAAGAUGCCCCGUUGUUCAAUGCCUGGGUCAAUCUCCUCUGGGCUCAGCCCAGUGAUCCCACAGACUCCUCGUCGCUCUUCAGCCCUCUCCCUAUCGGGGUGCCAACAGAUUUUAUGCCCUCGCAUCCUCUUCCCGGCAGCACGUCAGUCGACCUGCUUGACACAACCUUCUUGCCUGACGAGGGCUUCUACAUCGAUAUCGGACCAGAUCCGCGCAAAGACACGAUCGGAUUCGGUGUCCGAGUCGAGGGUGGGAUCAUGGAUGAGAGUGAGGUGAGAACGUUCAUUGAUGCGGUGGCUACUGAGGUGGAGAGUAUCGCUCAAAGUCUCGCACGGCCCGUAAAAUGA